Messenger RNA from Plasmodium knowlesi strain H, 333 nucleotides. RefSeq names its product early transcribed membrane protein. The record is from RefSeq and is a predicted model, not a curated record. Bases 1 to 333 code for a protein of 110 amino acids. Lineage: Eukaryota; Apicomplexa; Aconoidasida; Haemosporida; Plasmodiidae. The transcript has a single exon.
AUGAAAAUCACUAAAGUAUUAUACCUCAUUGCUGCUUUGUUAGCAGUCAACUUCAUUGCUCCAAGUUUCUACAAUAAUGUUGUAGAGGGAAAGAAAGUUUCCGGUGGAUACAAGAAAUUAACCCCAGCUGAAAGGAAAAAGAGAAACCAGAAGAUCAUGAUGAUCUCCUCCAUUGCUUCUGGUAUUGCCGUGCUCCUCGGUACUGCCUUAGGCUUAGGUAUGCACUACAAGAACAACCGUGGUAACAAAGGAACCCCAGCCCAAAGAAGAAACGAGCCAUUACUUGGUAACUUGAACCAACAGAGACAACCCACCACCACCAGAACCCAAUAA